AUGGUUUUUAAAAAAGAGGACAAAUUUCCCGAAUUCGAAGACCCCAGAGCGUUCGACAAACAGGAUUGUCUCUCGUGCAGGAUUCUCGGCUCUACGGCAUUCGUGGCCCUAGGUGGCUACACCUACUUCUCGGGGAUGCAGCAACUUCGCGCGCGACAAAAGGUCAUCGAACUGAGCAAAUCCAAGUACAAAUACGGCUCGCGCCAGCUGGGCAUCAUAUCAUUGUCCGCAACGCUCAUGGGCUUGGGGAUUUACCGCAUGUUUAUUUGA
Fonsecaea pedrosoi CBS 271.37 is the source of this 270-nucleotide messenger RNA. RefSeq lists its product as uncharacterized. The transcript has 2 exons. The coding region runs from base 1 to 270 and encodes 89 amino acids. The record is from RefSeq and is a predicted model, not a curated record. NCBI's taxonomy places the organism in Eukaryota, Fungi, Ascomycota, Eurotiomycetes, Chaetothyriales, Herpotrichiellaceae.